UACAAAAUGAUUUCUCUGAGGACAGGAUCAUUGAUAUCGGUAUUCGUAGUGAUUUUAGCCUACUUGUACGUUCAAAAGUAUGGAAAAGAAUCCAAACCACCGCAACCGAUUGACGGGGAACAGAAUCGAUUGUAUCAAGUUUUGUCAGGCCUUCUGCGAGCCGAGAAAAAAGUGGCUCUGAUUGGAAGUCGAGUAGCGCUUGGAUUCGGAGGCUGUCAAGACAUCCUUGUAGAGGCAAUGCCUCUGUUUAAAAAAUUAGAUAUCCAGCCUCCAUCUAGUCCUUUGCAUCAUGACUCUGUGGAGACGGAAGAAGAAUUAUCACAAUUGUUAGCCUACUUUUUCAAGCACGGUGCAGCAGCCGAGCGAUAUGUCAGCAAUGAUACCCUUUUCAAAGAACUGACUGACACAUCAAAGACUUUACCAGGGAACCGUCUCUUCCUGGGUGGAAAUGCUCCAGUAAUGGCACGCCGAUUAGCUAACAUGGGAGCAGAUGUCUUGUUGGGUGCUAGAUUUGCUAAAGAUCUCAUCAACACCAUGCCAGAUAAUGUCAAGAUUGUAGGUGAUGUUUUGGAGGAGAAUGACAUCCAUCUGUUAUUAGAAUACAAGACUGGUGAAGUCUGGGGAGAGUAUCGUGCACCUCGGGCUAACAGGCUGAUUGUACACAGUGAUAACAGUAACCCUUACCUAGAGACUCUAGAAGCACUGGAGAAAGAACUGCCAAACUUUGACCCUUCCGUUCUGGUCAUCGGUGGACUACAAAUGAUGGACAACUUUCCAUUUAAAGAAGGGGAAAGAUUGGAACGUCUACAUAAACUUAAAAACAUGCUAAUAAAAACACCAAAGAAAACAAGCAUUCAUUUUGAGAUGGCAUCAUUUUCCGAUGAAACUCUGAUGCAGGAGAUUUUGGACAAUGUAAUUCCUUAUUCUGAUUCCCUGGGGAUGAAUGAACAGGAACUUCCUAAUCUAGUCAGUAUGCUGACCAAUGGCAACAUAUCACUGGUAGCAGAUGCUUAUCCUAGAGUAGCAUCUACGCUAGAUGAAAUGCGAUUGAUCUAUAAGAAAUUAAAGAACACAGAAGAAAUUGAUGGUAAGCGUAAAUUGACACGACUUCAUGUACAUACACUGGCAUACCAAGCCAUUCUAACAACCAAAGGCUCUGCAUGGAGAAACACUAUGGCUGCAGCUGCCAAAGCUUCACUGACAGCAUAUCGUCAUGUCUGCGAUUCAAAAGUCGUGGAUUUGAUGAAGGCUCGACUCAUCAUGGAUGAAUCAUUUUCCACAAGUACAAUGCCACCUGCACAACGUAUAGCCUUACAAGAAGACCGCCCAGUGUCAUGUUGGGAGGAAGAUGACUACCAGAUCUGUAUUGCCCCUGUGCUGGUGUGUACAAAGGUUAAACAGACAGCAGGUGGAGGGGACAAUAUAUCUUCUGCGGGGUUGAUUGUACAAGUUGAGUAAUUUUUAGAAAUUGUUAAUCCAUAAUUUACUGUGGAAAAUGUGCAAAUUUAGGGUUAGGGUUAGAUUUUAAAUAAGUCAUCGAAAUAGAAUUUCAAUAUCCAUAUUUUAUGAUAAACAUUAAAAACAUUAUUCACCAUUUUUGAAGUAAUUUGAAAACUAUUUUUAUUACCACCAACAUUCCCAAAACAUUCUUCAAAUUCCUUGAAUGUCAUAUUGCUUUCCCUUCCUGAUACUUAAACAAUCACUUUCAUGACACCCUGUAUGAUUAAUCUUGAUUAAUAAUGAUUGUAUCGUGUACAUUAUGAAAAUAAACACCAGGUAAAUCAGGUACUGGUUCAUGAAUUUGAAAUUUGAGGAAAAUGAGACUCUGGUGUUACCAUAACUUCAACAAUAACAGAGAACUUGUUUGUCUUUCUUGAAUCAAUAUUGAUGCAUUUCAUAUACAAGUUACUUUGCAUACAUAAUUCUUACAGCCAUUAUAGAGGUUUAAAAGUUUCAAAAGAAAAGUAUUUAUGUACGGCUUUUAAAAUUGUAUUUUAUUUUUUUAUUGUAAAUUUCUGAUUUUACAGCACUUAAGAAAUUUGAAUUGAAAGAAAAAUGUAAAUAGUGUUUGACAUAUUACAUAAUGAAAACUUGUAUGUACAUCUACAAUUUUGUGAUAUAUAUACUAUUCAUUUACACAUAUCAGUUUAUAAAAACACUAUUUAUCACUGAUUGUUUCAUUAAGAAUCAAUUUUUUGUACCCGCAAUAGCCUUUGAUUGCAUUUUGAAAUCUUUGUCUUUGUCCAUUCACAUACACUUGUCAAAAAUAUUUCCUAAUUAACUUAAUCACAGCUUAAAAUAUCUCUAAAAAUUGAUUUUACUCGCUCCUUAAAAAAUAAGGUAUUGUUGAUUUUACAGCAGGAAUUUAUAUCUUUGCAAACAUUUGCCAAGAUUAUGUGAUAUAUUUACAUGUUUUAACAUAAUAAUAAUUAUUUUUGUGUUAAUAGUGAGGUCUUGUACUUGUUCAAAUUUGUAAUAGUCCCAGUUUUUUUAUAAUGUUUUUUGUCCUUUUUUUUAUAUAUAUAUAUAAUCCUUUACUACAUGUGCACAAUGUUACGUUUUAUUUGUUCCACACUUGCUGUGUCCUUAUGUAGCGGAAGAAAACUGAGAUAUAUUUCCUACCAAAGAAAUCCAUUGACAGAUCAUAGUAGAUCUUCUAUAUGUCUCUUAGACUUCAGAACAUAUCGGUAACAGUACUGAAGAAAUAAGAAACCUUCGCAGAUACAUAAAUUAAUUAUCUCCCCUAGAUCACUAACAACUGCAAUUAUUUGAAUUUGUGAUACAUGGGCUUCUGUAAUUUGCAUCACCCAGUAUUUACUUUUUAAUUUUUAUUAUCAUGUUACAUACCAAUUUCUUAUUUCAAUAAUUUUCAUGUAAUUGAUUUUUAUAUAAAAAUUAAAUAAAUUUAGAUUGAUAAUUGAUAGUCACCGAAAUUGAAUUGGUCAUUUUAAGAAAAAGGUGUCUCUUAAUGAAUGGUAAAGGAAUGUUUUGAUUUUGUCUCUGCUAUAAUACAUGUGUGUUCAGUUUUCUAUAGUGAUUAUACAUAAUCUGUUUUGCUUUGUAUUUACCACACAUUUCUUUAUAUACAUAUACCAUAGUCAAAGAUUGAAAUAAAAAUGUGAAUAUAUAUUAGUCAUAUUUGCAAUAUGAAAUGUAUUUCAUGUCCAUGUACAAGUAUAUAUAUUCUUUAUCAUGGUGAACAUUUCUUGUUCCUAGUAUAUAGGACACAUUCUGUUACAAACCCUGUUUAGAAAUUGUUUUUGUGAGUGCACUCUGUAUAAUGAGAGGUGCCAAAUGCUGUCAAAAGACCAGCUUGAUCUUCAAACUAAGACUGUUUUGAAUUUAGUCUGAAUUAUUCUUAUAUUCAUCAACUUAAGUUCCGAUAAAAAGAAGUCAAUAUGAUGUCAGAUUUAUUUGAACUAUUUUGAUUUACAAUCUCUAAGUAAGAUUUUAUUCCACGUAAGUGUGUACAUUUUCUGUUAGAUUAUGCAUUUACCCCUAUAUUUUUGCUCAUCUUUUAGCUUUCUUUAAACCUCUGAGAAUAUGGACGUAUGGACAAGGCUAUGAGUGGAAGAAUCAUUUUAUCGGUUAAUUGUGCCUUGACUUUAUUUGAAAGAAAAUGCCAAUCCUGGAAGUUUGCUCAUUGAUUAUUCAGUUCGUUUUUAUCACGUCUGAAUAGUGAACACCUUGUCAUUGUUUUUGUUGAUUGUUCAAUUGAUAAAUAUAAACAGUAGAAUACAAGUGAGAGAUUUAAAUUAUUAUUAUUAUAAUGGUAUCUUCAUCUAUCAUUAAGUUUUAUAAACUGUUUGAUAUUUUAUAAAAAUUAUGUAGAUAAAAUUUCUUUAUCUCUUCAAUAGAAUAAUGUACUAUCUCAGACUGAUUUCGAAGUGAAUAUUCUAGUGUUCCUUAAUGAACUAUAGGCACAGAUUGUUCGUGCUGUCCUUGUUCAUUACAUCGAAUUACAUAAUUUAGAAGUUUAAUAAUGAUUUUCUCACUCCCAGUUUAUCAAGACAAUGUUUCGGCUCUUGAUAUUGUUGUUAAAUGAUUACGACUCUCUGUGAGGUGGUUAUGCUAUAAUAUAAGCCCACAGAUAUAGAUGUGAAAUAAAGAACAUCAUACAGAUUUGGAUGUAUUUGGGAAGUAAGCUGAAAACAAGUAGGACUGUCACAGUUUCUCUCCUUAAUAUAGGGAAUAAAAAGGGAGGUCAGAGCUGUAAGCAGUUAUAAAAAAUAUACUUAGUGCAACUUGUCCACUCAGUAUCUUCUAAGGUAGAUUUAUCUGUACCUUUCUAGUCCUUCCUGCCUCCCAUUGGCUGUCAAGCUGAUCAUUAUACCUAUAGUACUGACAGAGUGAAACGAAGGCCAGUAACUUUGGGAGAUCAAAAUGUAUUGUAGACAAUUAGGUACUUUUUUUAUUCUUCUCUGCCAGUCAAACAUUUCUUACUAAAUUGCCUCCCUCUCAUUACUAUAAUUAUUACUACUUAUUGAAUAGCAAUGCUGCAUCAAGCCUUUAGUCUUACCUUAUAGAACAUCAUACAGAGUUCUGAUGUGAAAAAUUUGGUGUUAUGGGAUUUGGAAAUUGUACAAUUCCUUUUGUGUUAUGUGUCAUGUAUCAACACCACUUGUACCUAUAUGUUGAUAAGAAACGUACAUAAAAUGGCUUCUGAAUUUUAAUUUGUACUGAAAAUUGUGGUAUAUUUUUCUGAAAAUAUCGAAAUUAGGAACAACAUUUGACUGAAACGAAAGUACAUAUGAAUAUUUUUUAUGAGAUGGUGCUUCAUAUGUACAUACCUACCAAAUCUUGGUUAUCCCUACACACACAAUAUGUGUUUAUAUAUAUAUAUAUAUAUAUAAUAAUUGUAUUAUAUACCAUAAUGACCAGCUUGAUUUAAUGAUCUCAUUUAACACAGACUGAUAGAAUUUUUCAUACCCUUGGGGCGAAAUGGGAUGAUCUCAACCGUAGGGGAAAAGGUUUUAAAAUUGGCCUUAUUUGCCAAGUGAUUGGCAUCUAAUAAUCUUUUCCCAAGGAUUGAGAUUACCCGGUCUUAUCCUCAAGGAGGAGAAUGAUUAUUUUUCUCUUAACCUUCUGGGUUUGUUUACAGCAAGUGAUAUGUGAAUUCUUAGCAUUGUUGAAUUGAUUUUAUUGAAAUGCUGAUGUGACAUCAUUGAAGUGUAGCUGUGAAGUCAAACCAUAGUCCUUACGGGUGAAUCCAUCGUCUUCUAAUGGGAAUGAUAAGAAAUUUCACCCCAUUGAAAGUGUGGAUGGACCUGUCCAGGGUAAGAAUAGUAAUAUUUUCCUAUCAUAACAUGGGUAAGGUAAAAUCUGUGAUUAAUAGCAGAGACUUCUAGAUAUUCAAGUCCAUGUUGACAUAAUUGUUCUGUUUACACAUGUCUCCAUUAGUUAAUAAAAUUGUUACCCGUGUUGUU
Molecule: messenger RNA, 5426 nt
Organism: Ylistrum balloti
Lineage: Eukaryota; Metazoa; Mollusca; Bivalvia; Pectinida; Pectinidae
Product: ADP-dependent glucokinase-like
Exons: 5
Coding region: 7-1458 (483 amino acids)
Biological process (GO): glucose metabolic process
Cellular component (GO): endoplasmic reticulum
Molecular function (GO): ADP-specific glucokinase activity
Source: RefSeq, a predicted model, not a curated record